Suricata suricatta (meerkat) is the source of this 1514-nucleotide messenger RNA. Its product is annotated as DNA dC->dU-editing enzyme APOBEC-3A-like. The record is from RefSeq and is a predicted model, not a curated record. The transcript has 4 exons. Gene Ontology annotation, molecular function: cytidine deaminase activity; zinc ion binding; RNA binding. Lineage: Eukaryota; Metazoa; Chordata; Mammalia; Carnivora; Herpestidae. Gene Ontology annotation, cellular component: cytoplasm; P-body; nucleus. Gene Ontology annotation, biological process: negative regulation of single stranded viral RNA replication via double stranded DNA intermediate; DNA cytosine deamination; cytidine to uridine editing. Bases 461 to 1213 code for a protein of 250 amino acids.
AAGGUCCACACAGAGCACACCGAGGAGAGGGCACAGACCGUGACCAGGCAGAAAAGUAGCAGACACAGAGUUGGAGACCGUGAAGGGUCUGACAUGGAUGCUAUGGAACACAGAGCCGGACACCGUGGAGGGUCUUACAUGGACGCUAUGGGAGACAGAGCCUGGGAUCGUGAAGGGACUGACAUGGACCCUAUGGGACACAGAGUCUGGGAUCAUGAAAGGACUGACAUAGAUGCCGGCGUCCUGGCCUGGGACAGUUGCCUGCUGGACACGGACACCUUCUGGCGGAACUUCCAUCAUGAGAAACCGCCAAAGAAAACCUACCUCUGCUGCGAGAUGAAGCUCCCCAAGGGGGCCUCCGGGGUUCCUCAGGGCCAAGACAAGGGCGUCCUGCACAAUUUGGUGGGGGACAGGUGGACCGCAGAACACAGGGCCUCCCCAGCUGGGGACACUCUGGGAGAUGUUUCCCAGGGGAAACAGGGGGACACAGAGCUAUCCCCUGGGUCCCCACGGCUGCCACACCUUGGCCUGGAGUCAGCCUGCCCAACACGCGGAGGUGCGUCUCCUGAAGCGGAUCCAGUCCUGGGAGCUGGGCUCUGAGCUGCCCUACGAGGUCACCUGCUUUCAGUCCUGGAGCCCCUGCUGUAACUGUGCCAAACAACUGGCCCGGUUCCUGGAGGAGAACAAACACGUGACCCUGAGCAUCUUCGCCUCCCGCCUCCACACCAUGGAAGACUAUGAGGAGGGGUUGCGCAUCCUGCGGAGUGCCGGGGCCCACAUCGCCAUCAUGACCUCCCAGGACUUUGAGCACUGCUGGGACACCUCUGUGGACAACCACGGAAAUCCCUUCCAGCCCUGGAACACGCUGGUCUCUCAGAGUCAGAAGCUAUCUGAGAAGCUGAAGGUCAUUCUCAAGGUGAUGGACCUCCCUCCCCUCUGCCUCCCCUGCCCUCCUCCAGCCUCUCCUGGCUCUAGCCUUUCUCUGUCCCCCUCCUCCUCCUCUGGGAUACCUGCCCCUUCCCAGAAUGCCAGCGUCCUGGGCCCAGGACUCCUGCCUCUGUUCCCCACCUCCCUGGGUCCCCCUCCCUCCCUUCUCUGUGGCUGCCAGACCACUUCUGUGUGUCCUCUGUCCCUCUGUCUCACUGCCCGGCCCAUUCACCUCCUGCUUCUUGUCCUGGGGCAGAGGGCUGAGGACGGACUUCAGUGUCGCUAAGAUGGUAGGAGACCUCUGUUGGACAGCAGAAGAAAUCCCUUCCUCCCGAGAAAUGUACACUUGGCCUUCACCGCCCUCUGUAGACGGAUGUCAAGAAGCCAGAGAAAGGCAAUGAGCCCAGAGCAAAUAGUCUUAAAAAAAUAAAAACCAAAUAGUAUUACUCAUCAUUGCAAAAUCUAUCUUCUGUUCCAAACACACAUCAUGAAGAUUGCCCUCACCGCUGUCAGAAGCAUUUCCAGAGUUUAGAGAAGUAAUUACUUCAUUGAUUUUAAAUGCAAACAAUAAAAUGAAAUGUGAAGGA